Messenger RNA from Poecilia reticulata (guppy), 2713 nucleotides. RefSeq names its product nitrilase family, member 2 (gene nit2). Gene Ontology annotation, molecular function: omega-amidase activity. Gene Ontology annotation, cellular component: mitochondrion. Gene Ontology annotation, biological process: oxaloacetate metabolic process; L-glutamine metabolic process. The record is from RefSeq and is a predicted model, not a curated record. Lineage: Eukaryota; Metazoa; Chordata; Actinopteri; Cyprinodontiformes; Poeciliidae.
AAAAGCAAACAUCCACCCGGAAGUACUCAGAGCCCUGCUUUGCUUUUGAUUUGGGGCUGAGCCGAGUUCUGCACAUAUGACCGCUGUGACCAGAGUAAUGUUGAAGUUCCGCCUGGCUGUGGUCCAACUGCAGGUGAGCAGUGACAAAGCGAACAACCUGAGCAAAGUGCGGAGGCUGGUGAAGGAGGCAGCGGGACAGGGCAGCAAAGUGGUGCUGCUGCCGGAAUGCUUCAACUCUCCGUACGGAACGAGCUUCUUCUCCAAGUAUGCUGAGAAGAUCCCAGGAGAAUCCACCCAGAUGCUGUCGGAGGUGGCGAAGGAGAACAAGCUGCAUCUGGUGGGAGGCUCAAUCCCUGAAGAGGACAGCGGGAAGCUGUACAACACCUGUGCCGUGUUCGGUCCUGAAGGAGAGCUGAUUCUCAAGCACCGGAAGAUUCACCUGUUCGACAUCGACGUUCCAGGGAAAAUCCGCUUCCAGGAGUCUGAGACGCUGAGCCCCGGGAACAGUCUGUCCACGUUCGACACACCGUUCUGUAGGGUGGGAGUCGGAAUCUGCUACGACAUGAGGUUCGCGGAGCUCGCUCAGCUCUACAACAGGAAAGGCUGCCAGCUGCUGGUUUACCCCGGAGCCUUCAACAUGAUGACAGGCCCCGCCCACUGGGAGCUGCUGCAGAGGGCCAGGGCCCUCGAUAACCAGAUGUACGUGGCCACAGCGUCGCCUGCCAGAGACGAAGCUGCGUCCUAUGUGGCCUGGGGUCACAGCACCGUGGUGAACCCGUGGGGAGAGGUCAUCGCCAAGGCUGGGCAUGAGGAAUCCAUCAUCUACGCCGAUAUCGACCUGCAGUACUUGGCCGACAUCCGGCAGCAGAUCCCAAUCAGCUCCCAGCGUCGGGACGACCUCUACGCCGUGACGGCCAUGCAGCAAGGAUCGGGCUGAACGUUCCAAACGGGAUCACGCUCCUCUAAUUAUGUGAUUUUGGAAAAUCCCAACGUUAAAUAAUCUUGGUUCUUGUCAUCGAGGAGACUGGCUGUCAAUAUUUAGUGCUUGAUGGAGCCGUUGCGAUAGCCAGCCAGCUCUAAUUCAGGACCAGCCUUCAUGUGAAGAACGACGAACUGGGAGGGAAAACGGUCGAGGACAACUUUUCUUUUCUUUUCUUUUUUUUCCCUCCUGAACAGCUUCUUAAAUUUAAUUAGAUUUGAGCUUGUGUUUAAAUUAUGCAGUUUUACGUGUGUGUUUCUCAUCCAAAUCCAGGUUAAUUUAAAAAAAAAUCCCAGACUCACUAACAAAAAGUGUUGAUUAACUCAGAGAUACUAAGUAACAGACGGAGCUGUACGACAUGUGAUUCAGAAACAGAUUCAGGAGUUUUUUAAAUAAGUUACCAAAGCACCUGUUUGUGGUCCUUCCUUCAGCCUCUUGUGGCUUUUAAAUUUUUUGAAAAAAAAGGAAAUAUCCUAUAAACCUUCACUUAUGUAGAUGCGUCAUUGAUUAAAUCAGACGAGCUUUAUUCAGAAAGAAUCCCUUCUAAAUAAAGGGAACUCUAAAAUGCUUAUGGACAAUUUAAAGUGCUUCACAAAACAAAGAACAACACACACAAUAAAGAAAUGCAUAAACUCCAUGGCCAAGAGUAGCGCUAAACAUCAAAGUACUGCAUUGCUCUUAAGAACAUUUGCAGCUGCGUUCAAAAAGCAGUACCAGAUUAGCCAGUGCUUUGUUUUUUUCUCCAAUAGAAAUCAUAUUUCUACAAAUAAUUUAAUAGAAAUCAGCAGUGGUGACAGUAUAAGAAUAUUAGUUCUUGAGGUUCUUCAUUCCCUGAUCAAACAGGAGGGUUUUUACUUGACUUUAAAGGCAGAUGGGGUGAAAGUGAAAAAUACAGAAAAAAACGUAACAUGUGCGGCUAACAUGGUUUGAAAAGCUUUAAAGUGUGAACCAAAACCAGGAGGAUUUGAAGGAAAAUGAAAAAUGUGCGAUCCAAUCGAAGAAUAAAAGAAUAGUCACAGUGGAAAAAAGACACAGGCGUUGAUGGGAGAAGUUUUUCUGUUACCUAUGAGUACUGUAGGAAUUUAUCAAUGUCUGUGUGAAGCCACAUUUUUGGCAAAAAGCAAUAAUGUCCCACAGUUGGAAAAGUAAGACGUUCUCAAGAGUUUGUGGUUUGCUGAAGAGAAAUAAUUCCAACAAUUAACCCCAAUAUUUGAAUUCAAGCUGCACUACACUAUAAGCAUGAUGGGUUUGGGAUCACAAUAUGUGGAAACUUCUCAUUCUACACCAUCUGGUCUGUUUAUUGCGUACCAGGAAUUGGUUCCAAAUACUCGAGAUGGUGGUACUGCGUUAUACUGAAGAGAAAAUUGGUGCUUUAACAGGAUGAUGACCACCCAAAACACCAAUAAGUGACCAGUAAUAGCAUUACAUUGUGGAGUUAGCUGCCCAAUUUUUGGACUUCACCAUCAAAAACCCAUUUUUCCUCCCUUCCUGUAGCGUGAGGGCAAAUUAGACGCAUGUUCUCAUUAAGAACAGAAUGUACCGUGCCACUAGUGUCCUUGUCAUUUCCGACUGGAAUCAAUCAGCCGGCACAUUUAAGAAAAAAAGAAGGCAGCAAGCUUAGGAUAAUAAGCAUCUAGAAAAUGCAACACGUAAUGAUUCAGAACUAUUUACAUAUCAGUGCUUUUUUUGUUUGUUUGUUGGGACUGAUUAUAAAAAAGUGGCGGUGGAUCCAUA